ACCGCCAACCAGUGUGCACGACGGGCGGGUCUCGCUUUACUUCCUCCAGUGCGUAUCGCGGCGGCCCGCUUUCGGCCGCUGCACAUUGUGUUUGGUAGUCGUGUCAGUCAGUCUUAAGAUGGUCGACGAUUGCUGCGAUCGCCGCUGCUGGUAGUGUGUGAAAGGCGGCAACCAGAAACUCAUACGCCUGCUGCUACGUGUACGGUGGUGCCGUCAUUCGGGUGCGCUGUGAACACCUGAGCCACGUUCAAGCACGUUCCUGUCCCUUCAGCUCACGCAGGGCACGCACGGUCCGAUUGUACGGGUGCCCUUAGUGCAAGUGUUGCGAUCAGUGAGGUGAGCUGAAAAAAAGCAUGAUUAGAAACUCGCCCACGAGUGUACGGUGCGAAUCUGUAUCUAAAUCUCACCGCGCUUUCCACAACCUGCGUUCGACGGCCACGGGUGAGGGCCCCCAGUGAAAGCAAACAGCUAGAAGCAUUAAAUUCCUGCGCGCGCGCGCAGGUUCGUUAACUUAUCACACUGCGUCGAAGCACAAAAGCUUGCCUCCUUUUAAGGGGUUGUGUUGUUACUUGCGUUGCCCAAUGGCAGGAAGUGUGAAAGGAAUGCGGUUUUUGUACGGAUCCGCCGUCCGGUGGCGUGGAUCGGCGUCUACCAUGCGAAUUCUGGCCGCGGUGUUGCUGUUGUGUGCGAUGGUUUUAGACAAUGCUGCAAGUCAAAAACCAGAAGAGGGCCCUUAUCGGGGGAAAUACAUAGGCAAGUUUAAUUCCUAUCACCAUCAAGCAUCGGGAGACGUUUACGCCGUGGACGAGUACACGUUUCUACUGACCGGUUUCAACUACGACGGCAAUGGGGUCGACACGUUCUUCUGGUCCGGUGCAAGCAAUCGCCCCGGACCUCAAGGAUUUAUCGUGCCGGACGAGUACGGCAAGACAAACAUCCUGGAACGAUACUUCAACAAAGAUUUCACGAUACGCCUCCCGGAUAACAAGAAGAUUACGGAGGUGAAAUGGUUGGCCGUGUAUGAUCUGAACUCGCAGAACAACUUCGCCGACGUGUACAUCCCGGAAGACUUUGAACCGCCCGUACCGCAAAAGGCGGGCAGUUUGACCGCCAUCGCCGGUGGACCCAUGGUGUCGAGCGACACGAUCGACAUUCUCGACUCGAAGACGAUCCGCAUCACCGACUUCAGCUACGAUGGCAAGGCCGGUGCCCAAGCGGAGGUACAUUUCUGGGUUGGCGUUGGUCCGUCACCGUCGUCCAAAGGUAGCAAGGUGCCGGACGAGAUGGGUUACCUGGAUCCCAUACGGGUGUACGAUCGUGAAACGAUCACGCUGGAGCUUCCGGGUGAUAUGACAAUCUUCGACAUCGAUUGGUUCAGCGUGUACGAUGUGGGGGCGCGCCUGGACUACGGAUCGAUUCUGAUUUUGGACGACCUAAAUGUGCCACCGUCGUUGGUGCGCGUCACGCCGCACACCGAGUCACUGCCGAACUGUCGCCAGCUGCAUAAAGAUUAUCGCGUUUCGUGGGAAGUGUUCGGGCCGCAGAUCACUAUCCAGCUGGCGGGAACCGUGCAGCAGGAUGAAUACAUGUCGUUCGGGCUGUCCGGCUCGGAACAACGGAGCCAAAUGCUUGGAGCGGACGUGGUCGUCGCCUUCAUCGAUGGGCACCGUGGGUAUGCGGUGGACUAUAACAUUACCUCCCUAGCGCCGUGUGUGCAGGUGCUCGGUCAAAACAAGGGCGUCUGCCGGGACGAUGUGGUUGGUGGGCUGGACAGCUAUCAGCUGCACACGUUCAGCCGGGAGAACGACAUCAACACGAUCACCUUCCGGCGCACGCUAAUUUCGUCCGAUUCGGGAGACAAGGAGUUCCUGCUGGACCGCCCGAUGUACGUGGUGUGGGCGAUGGGUCGUCUUGAUUCCAACAAUGAGCCCACCUAUCACGACGUCUACCCGAAACGAAACGUGCAGAUUCACUUUAAUUCCUCCGAGCCGGUUAACGAUUGCUUCAGCUUUACUAGUCGCGAAGCCAACCUGAAGGAUGUUUGGGAGCGACAGCAGAUUUUCGAUCGCUCGGUCCGAUCAUUCACGGCCACCCUGGGUCCGGCGGGUGGUAAGCGAGGCUACCAGGGCAUUACCGGGCAUGUUUCGAACGGUCUUGCGUGGUACAUCAACGGGUUCCUCGUGCCGGAGCUGUGGUUGCGACGAGGUCUCACCUACUCCUUCCGUGUACGCGGCGGCAACAAUCCUCACUCACCGGAGUUCUACCAUCCGCUUGUGAUCACGGACGAACCGCACGGUGGCUUCGACCGACUGUCCGACGCACGGCAGAGCGAAAUCCGAGUUCUAGCGGGCGUGGAGUUUACGCGCCGCGGACGUCCCAAACCAAUUGCGGCCGGUCCACUUUGUCUCGCGCGUCAUCCGGAGGGGCAGGAUCGCAGGCUCGAUGAUAAUUUUGCGACAUUCAAAAAGUUCAACCGUACGCUCAAGUGGAGUUGUGAUUCCGGCGAACCGGCUGUAUUGGAGAUAACGCCCAACACCAGCUGGCCAGAUGUGGUCUAUUAUAACAGCUUCACACACGCGAACAUGGGCUGGAAGAUACAUAUUGUCGAUAGUUAUAGCCAGUCAGCACGUAAUCAUGGCACGACAUACAGCUUUAAUCAUACGAUUCGAUUACUUCUUCUCACCAGUAGCCUCGUCGUGUGGGCAUGGCUACAGAAAUAA
Molecule: messenger RNA, 2720 nt
Organism: Anopheles moucheti
Lineage: Eukaryota; Metazoa; Arthropoda; Insecta; Diptera; Culicidae
Gene: knk
Product: protein Skeletor, isoforms B/C
Exons: 3
Coding region: 582-2720 (712 amino acids)
Source: RefSeq, a predicted model, not a curated record